UUUCAUAAGGGUCACACACCAUUUGCAUCUUUCCUAUUGGAAUUCCUCUCCACAUGAAGUCCCUCCUCCUCUUCCCUGCUAACCUGCAGUCUCGUUGUGGGUGGACUGGGUGAGAGAGGGGGUACAGGGACAAUCGGAGGCAGAAGCUCUGCUGCACCUGUGGCAGGCGCCCCUUCCUGCUCAACGGGAGGAUCAUAUCACUGCGUUUCCCCAGGCAACAGGUAUCUGAGGCCAGCGGGGGGUCCAGAAGCCUAAACCCCCAAUCCUGCCGUGGAACGUGACUCACCCAGUCCCACCUGGCUUAAACGCAUUUACCUGUGUUUGCUCACUCUGUCCCUCCCAGGUGCACAGCACAGUGUCACACUCAUCAAACCUGUUCCUCCUCAUUCUGCUGGAUCUGACCGCGGGAUUUAGACACAACAGGGUUUUGCCUCCUCCCAAAGAGAGCACUGAGCGGAGGCCGUAUCAGCGAAGCGAAUCCAGCGCAGCAGACUUCUACUUUAUCACAUCUGCACUCUCAUUCAAAAUCAGCUGAUUUAAAAACAGAAAAAUCUUUUAGGCAGAGUCAAGUGUCCACGGACCGACGGGGGCAACAGAAGAAAACAAAUGGCAACUGACUCGUCGCUACUGAGAAACGAUGAGAGUAAAGAGCUGAGGAUUGUUCUGCUGGGAGGAAGAUGGGGUGGGAAGAGUUCAGCAGGAAACACCAUCCUGGGAGAAGAGAGGUUCGAAUCCGGAAGACAAAGAACAGCAAAGAGCGACGACCGGCAUGCAACAGUGGCUGGCAGGAAGCUGAUCCUGGUUGAUACGCCCGGGUGGAAAGGUCAUUUGUCUCUCAGGGAAACCACAGAGGCGGACAGACGAGAGAUCAAGCAAAGUGUGUGCAAGUGCCCUCCCGGACCCCACGCCUUCCUCCUGGUUGUUCCUGUGGAUUCAGCCUUCACCGAGGAACACAGGAGAUCGCUGGUGGACCACCUGACGCUCCUGGGCGACAAAGUCUGGAAAUACUCUAUGGUGCUGUUCACCUGCGGUGACUGGCUGAGAGAAAAAAGCAUCGAGGAGCACAUAGAGACAGAAGGAGAUGCUCUGCAAUGGCUGACAGAUAAAUGCAGAAAUAGAUUCCAUAUUCUCAACAACAAGAACAGGGAAGAUCCCACUCAGGUCUCACAGCUGCUGGACAAGAUUGAGGAGAUGGUGGCAGAAAACAAUGGCGGCCAUUUUGAAGUUGAUGAAAGCACUCGUCAAAUGAUCCUGACGAAGAAGAUGGAGGUGGAAGCAAAGGCAACAGAAAGGAAGAUGCAGACAGACAAACGCAGAGAGGAGCUGAGUAGACUCCUCCAGGGGGCAGAGCAGCCCACAGAACUCAGGGUGGUUCUGCUGGGGAGCAGAAACGCUGGAAAGAGCGCGUCGGGGAACACAAUCCUGGGCAGCGAGGAGUUUGACAUUAAGAAAGGGACCUUGAAGUCUGUGGUGAAACGCGCUUGUGUGGAAGGGACGGCCAUAACCAUAGUCGACACUCCCGGCUGGUGGCAAGGUUUCUCUGUCCGCGACACUACCAAGCAGGGGAAACAGGAACUGACACGCAGUGCGUCUCUGUGUCCGCCGGGACCCCAUGUCUUCCUGCUGGUCAUCGACACGGAUGUGGCCUUCACCGAGAGGCAAAGAGAAGCUGUGGAGGAACACCUUCAGCUCAUCAGUGGGCGUGCCUGGAACCGCACCAUGAUUUUAUUCUCCAGAGCUGAUUGGCUCGGAGCCAAGUCCAUCGAGCAGCACAUAGAGGAGGAAGGGAAGGCUCUUCAGUGGCUGGUGGAGAAGUGUGGGAACAGGUACCACGCCCUCGACAACAAGAACAAGGACAACAAGGCUCAGGUGGCAGAGCUGCUGCAGAAGAUGAAGGAGGUGGUGGCGGGAAAUGGCGGGAGCUUCCAUGAGGUGGAUGGGAGAGCCCUGCAGUCCAUCGAGGAGGACAGGAAGGCCGUGGAGGAGAAAGCCAAGCGGAGGAUGACAAAAGCCAAGGAACAGAGGAAGAGAUUCCAAGGGACAAACAUCCAUCUUCCUGAGAUGAAGGUGGUCCUGAUGGGGCAGAAAUCAUCGGGGAAGAACGCGGUGGGGACGACCAUGUUGGACCGGGAUGCGUUCCCCAGCUGCGAAACCGCGUGUUGUGAGAUAGAAGAGGGCGUGGUUUUUGGGAGACGGCUCACAGUUGUGAACACCCCAGGCUGGUGGGAUAAUUCGGCAAGGUGCACCUUGGAGCAGGACAAAGAGAUCAUGAGGGGACUGUCUCUGUGCCUCCCAGGGCCCCAUACUGUCCUCCUGGUCAUCCCUGUAGACGUGGCCUACAGAGAGAGACACAGGAGGGCGCUGGAGGACCACCUGUGCUGUCUUGGUGAGGAAGUCUGGAGACACACCAUCGUGCUGUUCACCUACGGGGACAGACUGGGAGAGACGAGCGUGGAGCAGCACAUAGAGAGGGAGGGCUGGCCCCUCCAGUGGGUGGUGGAGAAAUGCGGGAACAGGUACCAGCUCUUCAACAACAAGAACAGGGGCGAUGGCGCUCAGGUGGCAGAGCUGCUGGAGAAGAUGGAGGAGAUGGUGGCGGGAAAUGAUGGGGAGCAGUUCUCUCCGGACAUGAGUCAGGUCUACCGCGAGGUGGAGAACAUGCUAAAGAGGAAGGUGGCUGAGGAAAUGAAAGUAUGCUAUGUGGAGGAAAUGAACUGGAGGGAAAAAGAACUGAAAGAACAAUUUGAGGAGGAAUGGAGGAGGAGAGAGAAAGAACUCUUUGAGAAGUUUGGAGACUCAUCAGUGAAAGGCAAACAGCCAGCUAAAUUAAAAAUCAAGCCUUCCACUGCUCUGCCCUCAAAGGAAAGAAAAAUUCGGAAGGAACAGAGAAAGAAUGAGGAGAAGACAAGUCAAGACAACUACCCGCAAAAACUGAGCGAAGGGAUGGUCUCUCAGAGUCGAGGCUGGAAACUCCGUUUCUGGAUGAGGAACAGCCUUGAGUUUGGCCCACCCAGCAUGAGUGAAGGGAUGGAUUCUCAGAAUAGCAGCUCGAACCUGCAUUUCCGGAGGAGAAACAGCCUUGAGUUUGGCCCACCCAGCAUAGGUGGCAGCACUGAGCAGAUGCGGACAGAGAGCACUACAGGCCCGCAGGAAGCCCUGAGGAAGAGACGCCAGUCUUGGUCGCCCUCCACCUUCUCAACCGCCUCGACUGGACAAGAUUCCGGAAUUACUUCCCGCUUGGGUUCCCUUCGGUCCUUAACCAUCUCGGAGUACCCGGCCGAGAGCGACGCAGCACUUCCUCCCGGCACAGGAAGCCGGUAGCAGAGGCAGGACACUAGGGACUCACUUCUCUCAGAAGGGGGCAGUCAGCUGGGAUGGUGUUUCUCAAUCAGUCCCAGUGUCCUAGCCUUUAGAUAGCCUGGGGGGCUAGCUUAGCUUGCUAGCCAUCAGGAUGAGUAGGAGAACCCUGCAGUGGGCCUCGGUGCCCUGAUGGAAACCAUGGGGCUGUGUAGCUAGUCCACUGCAGAGGGGGCUGUUUAGGUCACCAUGUGUGGGGUGGCCAUUUGUAAAAUUUGAACAAGACACAGGGUAUCAACAUUCUCUAAUGUUUAUGAAACAACCAUGUGAUCUUUAAUGACUCAAUGUGUCAGGACUCUUAAAACUUUGAACCUUUUUCUUCACAAUCUCACCUAGAAGGCUGGACCUUCUACAGCACAGUGUCCCCAUCACUACCUUUGGACAGUGGGUUUCCUGCAUGAUUCGGUGUGUAGACUGCCCCCUGCUGGCUGAAUCACCAGCAGCAGGGGUGUACUGUAAAUAGGGGCACCGUCAGGGAUUUUGGCGGUGUCCCAGUUUACAGAGGUUUUAAAAUGAAGAAAAAUUCAUUAGUUCAUUCCGGACCAGAGACCUGUUAAAGUUUUCUGUUCAAACGUAAAGUAACAGGUGUUCUCCAUAUCCCAUAUUCUUUUUGUAAAAAAAAGAGUGAGAAAAAAUGUCUACCCCAAUGUUUUCUACAGUAAAAUGUUCAGCGUCCACUCUGGACCAAAUGUUAUCAGUUAGAGUUUAAUUAACACUGUUUUUGUUGAAUUAACACUUGUCAUUUAACUGUGUUGAGUACCUGUAACUCUUACUGAUA
Molecule: messenger RNA, 4135 nt
Organism: Anguilla anguilla (European eel)
Lineage: Eukaryota; Metazoa; Chordata; Actinopteri; Anguilliformes; Anguillidae
Product: GTPase IMAP family member 8-like
Exons: 8
Coding region: 607-3321 (904 amino acids)
Molecular function (GO): GTP binding
Source: RefSeq, a predicted model, not a curated record